Messenger RNA from Suillus paluster, 314 nucleotides. RefSeq lists its product as uncharacterized. The record is from RefSeq and is a predicted model, not a curated record. Bases 60 to 314 code for a protein of 84 amino acids. The transcript has 4 exons. Lineage: Eukaryota; Fungi; Basidiomycota; Agaricomycetes; Boletales; Suillaceae. Gene Ontology annotation, biological process: proton motive force-driven ATP synthesis.
AAAAACCCGGGCUACUUCACUUCUACUUCAAACCUCUUCCUCCACCUCCGAAAAUCAACAUGUCUUACGUCAUCCUCGGCCGGGCCAUUAAAACUGAGCACCUCACAUUGGGUACACUCUUCGCGACCGGCGGUGCCGUCUUUGCAUCCCUUGGUGGAAAGAAGGAUUCUGCAUCUUCAGGAAAACCUCUUGCAGAGCGCGUGAAAGAGGCUGUACCUAUUAAUGCUGGGUCGAGUGAAGAGGAACAAUUGAUGAACAGUAUCAACAACUUUAUUGCAGAGGCCGAGAAAGAGGGUGGGGCAGCGCAUCAUUGA